Molecule: messenger RNA, 1896 nt
Organism: Aspergillus aculeatus ATCC 16872
Lineage: Eukaryota; Fungi; Ascomycota; Eurotiomycetes; Eurotiales; Aspergillaceae
Exons: 5
Coding region: 1-1896 (631 amino acids)
Biological process (GO): proteasome-mediated ubiquitin-dependent protein catabolic process
Cellular component (GO): GID complex
Molecular function (GO): protein binding
Source: RefSeq, a predicted model, not a curated record
AUGCGUCCCGAUGUGAUAUCUAGUACAAAUGGCUCUUCCCAUACGCUUAAUGGUUCGCCUGCAUCUCCAUCGCAAAAGGCAGCAUUCCCGUUGUCGAUGAACGGCCAAGCCUUGCAUACAACCUCCAAUGGAGACUUGCAUACAAACGGAUCGCAAAAGUCGAGGCUAAAUUCCUCUACCUACUUUGGUCACGAUCGGGAAGAGGUUACAAGGAUCUUGAUACAGAGUCUCUACGAGCUUGGGUAUGACGGAGCGGCAUCAUUGUUGAGUAAGGAGAGCGGUUAUCAACUGGAAAGCCCGGCGGUUGCUACGUUUAGGAACGCGGUUCUUGAGGGGCGAUGGGCUGAAGCGGAACAAAUCUUGGUCCACUCAUUUCACUAUGAACGGGAUAGUGGCAGGGGAGGACGUCGCACCGAGCAGCAUCCCACCAAGGAGAGAUUAAUAUUAGUGGAGCAUGCCGAAAAGAACGAAAUGCUUUUCCAUCUCAGACAACAAAAGUUCCUGGAGCUGUUGGAGGCUCGUGAUCUGGGUGCGGCUUUAAUAGUUCUCCGGCAUGAACUAACACCUCUCAAUUAUGACAUUGGUCGUUUACAUGCUCUUUCGAGCCUCCUCAUGUGCCCUCCUGAGCAUCUUCACGAUCAAGCUGGUUGGGACAGCCCAAUAAGCUCUUCUCGGGAACGUUUAUUAUCGGAAUUAUCAAGUAUGUCGCAACUCAAAUCCAGUCCAUCAAUCUUAACUCACAAUUCUGCAGAGUCCAUUUCACCUUCUGUUAUGAUUCCGGAUAAUCGUCUUGCUAUUCUUCUAGACCACGUCAAGCAGAAUCAAAUCAAUCAAUGUUUGUAUCACAAUACGGCAAAUCCCCCCUCUUUAUAUUCGGACCAUAUGUGCGAUCGAAAAGACUUCCCUCUCCGGACAGAGAUUCAAUUGACCGAGCAACGGGAUGAAGUCUGGUGGUGCUCCUUUUCGCAUGAUGGGACCAGGCUGGUCACAGCCUGCAAGGACUCCACAGUGAUUCUCUACGACACGGAUACUUUCACUGUGCUCCACACGCUCAAGGAGCACACAGAUGGUGUUGUGCAUUGCGAAUUCAGUCCGGACGAUUCCAAACUCAUCACUUGCUCCCAAGACAAGACAGCUCGCGUAUGGAGUGUCGAGACCGGCCGUUGUCUGUUAACCAUAAAUCAUCAUCGGCAACCAGUAACGUCUGCAGCAUGGGCUCCAGACGGGGAGACGUUUGUCACGGCUUCUCUUGAUCUUAGCACGCAACUUUGCUAUUGGAGCAUGCGCGGGCAUAACCUACACUCUUGGGAUGGUGGUUUCAGGGUACAAGACUGUACUAUGACUCCUGACGGUCGGAGACUAGUCGCGGCGGAUCUGGAGGGAAAAUUGCAUGUUUACAACUUUGCCACGCGUGAUGAAGAAUAUUGCCUUACAACGAAAAGCAGGCCGACGUCGGUGGCUGUCAGCAAGGACUCGCGGUAUCUGCUUGUUAAUCUGGCCGACAAUCAACUGCAGCUUAUUGACCUCAACACGACUGAAGUGGUACGGCGCUUCCAGGGGCAGAAACAGGGCAAUUUCGUCAUCCGCAGCGUCUUUGGAGGCGCUGCUGAUAACUUUAUUGUGAGCGGGAGCGAAGAUUCUCGUAUUUACAUCUGGCACAAAGAGAAUGGAACUCUCGUCGAAGUGCUGGAAGCGCAUACCCGGGGCUGUGUGAAUUCAUUAUCAUGGAAUCCGGCUAAUUCGGGGAUGUUCGCCUCAGCAGGCGAUGACUACAUGGUCAGAAUAUGGACCAAAGAACGCGAUACACGACCGGGUGCUGCAGCGGCUAAGCAUAGGGCUGUGUCGGGGAACGGGUUUGCCCGCACCAGUGCUCUGCGCUCGACAUCACGGUUUUAA